CGCUGUUGCUGCACAUCAGCUUUGUUGGGGCGCCAACAAACAUCAACAAAUCAUUGGGCCGCAGAAAGCCAUUCUGGAAGGUCCUGGGAUGCCGUGUUUGUGGGGACGUGAGGGUUCACCAGGGAGACACUUCACCUGCACCCGCUAUCUAUCAACACUGAUCAUUUUCAAGCAAGAUGGCGACAAGAGGCCUGAUGCACUGCCUCCUUCUGAGCGUCUUGCUCACCGCCUGUGCUGCCGGUCUUGUAAAAAAGAUGCUCCGCCAUCGCCGCCAGAACCCUGAAGAACACAACGUCACCUUGCCCGGCGGCGAUCAGCCUAUGGUUUUUAACCACGUCUACAACAUCAACGUCCCUGCCAGCAGCCCGUGUUUCGUCAACCUGGACGGCGGCCCCAGCAGCACGCCCCAGACGGAGACUGCUGUCACCUCCGGCCGCCACACCACACACCAGGCCACGGAUGGCGAGAACCAGAUUGUCUUCACCCACCGCAUUAACCUCCCUCGACAGCUGUGUGGCUGCAGCGCCGACGUGCCGGGCCUGAGGGACCUCAUGAGCCGCAUAGAGAUGCUCGAGGGGGAGGUGUCGGCGUUGAGGAGUCAGUGCGGCGGCGAGGGCACCUGUUGUGGCGCACAGGUGACAGGGAACGUGCGAACGAGGCCUUUCUGUGGAGGCCAUGGUAACUACAGCACGGAGUCCUGCAGCUGUAAAUGUGAGCCUGGCUGGAAGGGUCCUAACUGCACUGAGUCCGACUGUCCCAACAUGUGCCAGGGCCGAGGACGCUGUGUGGGAGGCGUGUGCAUCUGCCAGGAAGGUUUCCUCGGCGAGGAUUGCUCAGAACUGACGUGUCCUAACAACUGCUACGGGCGGGGGCGCUGCGUCAACGGCACCUGUCGGUGUGACCAGGGAUUUGGGGGGGAGGAUUGCAAACAGCGCACUUGUCCCGGUGACUGUCACAGCAAUGGGUUUUGCGUUGACGGCCGGUGUGUGUGCGCGGCAGGUUACAGCGGAGAGGACUGCUCCCGCCUCACCUGCCUCAAUGACUGCAGCGACAGAGGCACAUGCGUCAACGGGAUGUGCAUCUGCGACGACGGGUAUCAAGGAGAGGACUGCAGCCAGUUGGCGUGUCCCAACAACUGCAACAGCAGGGGCCAAUGCAUCAACGGACGGUGUUCCUGUGAUGUCGGCUUCCAAGGAAGCGAUUGCUCCGAGCUAUCUUGUCCGAGCAACUGCCUCCAGAGGGGUCGCUGCAUCAACGGGCAGUGUGUGUGCCAGGAAGGAUUCGCCGGCGAGGACUGCAGUAUCAAGACCUGCCCCUCAAACUGCUUCGGCCGUGGUGAGUGUGUUGAGGGGCGUUGCUUGUGCCACCCCGGAUUCGCUGGAGAGGACUGCGCCCAUCUGAGCUGCCCUAAUAACUGCCAGAACCACGGCCGCUGCAUAGACGGGCAGUGUGUGUGUGAUGAAGGAUUCGCUGGGGAGGACUGCGGUCAGAAAGCGUGCCCCAAUGACUGCUUAGCUCGGGGAUACUGCGACCACGGCGUAUGUGUUUGUCAGGAGGGCUACUUGGGCGUUGACUGCUCCGUGCACACCUGUCCAGACAACUGCAACAACAGGGGGCGCUGCAUCAACGGGAGGUGCGCCUGUGAGAGUGGGUAUGAAGGGGAGAGCUGCGCGGAGCUGAGCUGCCUGAACAACUGCCACGACAAAGGGCGCUGUGUCAAGGGUCAGUGCCUCUGCGACGAGGGAUACAUUGGAGAUGACUGCUCUGAAGUGUCUCCUCCAAAGGAUCUCUCUGUCGGUGAGGUCACCACGGAGACGGUGGACUUGUCCUGGAUUAACGACAUGCUGGUUACCGAAUACCUCGUCACAUAUGUGCCCACCCAGCCCGGUGGGCUCCUGCUUGACUUCACCGUGCCGGGAGACCAAACCACUGCCACGGUCGAGGAGCUCGAGCCGGGCCUAGAGUACCAGAUCAACGUGUACGCCGUCCUGAGCAACAAGAGGAGUGUACCGGUUAGCGCCACAGUGGCCACAGCUCUUCCACAGCCAGAAGGUUUGAGAUUCAAGUCUGUGAGGGAGACAUCCGUUGAGGUGGUGUGGGAGCAGCUCAACAUCCCCUUUGACGGCUGGCAGAUCUACUUCCGCAACACGAAAGAAGAAAACGGAAAAGUGGUGAGCAACGUUCCUUCGAAUCAAAAUCGCUUCCUUCAGUCAGGCCUCGGACCGGGGCAGGAGUACGAGGUGUCCAUCAGCGUCCUCAAGAACAACACCAGUGGACCUCCGACAUCCAAACGAGUCACAACCAACAUCGAUGCCCCGCAGCAGCUGCAGGUCCAGGACGUUACCGACUCCUCAGCCCUGGUCAGCUGGUCUCAGCCGGUGGUGCCGUCGGAUCGGGUCACCAUCUUUUACAAGCCUAGCUCCGCCCCCUCUGAAGGCAUCAAGGUCGAGAUUUUCCCGCCGGACAAGCAGCACAGCCUGGAGGGUUUGAAGCCCGACACCGAGUACACCGUGUCCCUCGUCUCCCGCAAACUGGACGCCAGCAGCGAGCCGACUUUGGCCACCUUCACUACAGGGCUAGACGCCCCCAGGGAGCUAACGGCGGUGUCCCAGACAGAGGACAGCAUCACCCUACGCUGGCGCAACAGCCGUGCUGACGUGGACAGCUACCGCCUGAAAUACAGCCCGUUGUCGGGGGUCGCUCACGCCGAGGAAGUGUUCCCUCGAGGUCCGGGAGACACCACCACCGCCACCAUCGGGGGGCUCAAGCCAGGGACCGAGUACGGGAUCGGCGUGACCGGGGUGAAGAACGAGCGUGAGAGUCUCCCAGCCACCGUAAACGCAGCCACGGACCUCGACCCUCCAAGAGCUUUGGAGCAAACCGGAUCCACAGAGACCUCCAUCUCCAUCCAGUGGCAGAAGCCCCACGCCAAAGUGACCAGCUACAGGCUAGUCUACGUCUCCAGAGACGGACAAGUGGAGGAGGCCGAGGUCCCGCCUUCUGACACCUCCUUCGUCUUAGUCGACCUGACACCCGCCAUGAGUUACACCAUCACCUUGACGGCGGAACGAGGCCACAAGAUGAGCUUGCCGGUCACUCUGUCCGCAUCAACAGUAGCUGCCAGAACUUCCCCUCCGGAUCUUCAAACAACGGCCAGUUCCCUCCAGCCAGAAACCACCGCAUCCUCGGGACACCUCAGGGUCCUGAAGGCUACCCCCACUAGCAUUAGCCUGGCCUGGUCCGUGCCAGAUCAGCCUUACCAGAGCUUCUCAGUGGAGUUCCUUGCUCCGUCAGCGCCCACCCAUGUGAUGGCGCUAACAGGAAGUGGGAGGAGCGUGGAAAUGGAGGGCCUGUCCCCUUCCACACGCUAUGAAAUAACAUUGCGAGGCAUGUUGGAGGGGAACGUCACUUCCUUAACUCUCAAAGGUUUUGCUACAACAGCAGAGGCACUCAAGCCCUCAGUGGGCGACCUCGCCUUUUCUGACAUAAUGUGGGACGGCUUCACGGCGUCCUGGAGCCCCUCACCCGGCACCGACGUUGACAGCUUUGUGGUGGAGGUAACGAACUUGGACAAUAUGGCGGAGAGCCAGAACCUCACCGUGUCGGGGGGCGCCCUCAGUCUGGGCCUGUCGGGCCUGAACGCCAACACCAGCUACAUGGUAGGCCUGUACGGGCUCUACCGGGGCUCCUUCCUUGAGCCUGUGUACGCCCAAGCCACCACAGAGGCGGAACCCGAGGUAGAGCAUCUCUUUGUUUCCGACAUCAACGCCGACAGUUUCCGCGUGUCGUGGGCGGUGGAUGAAGACCUCUUUGACAGAUUUGUUAUCAAACUGCGGGACAGCAAGAGGUCGGGGCACCCACAGGAGCACAUCGUCGCUGGCGACGAGCGAACCAGGCUAAUCACUGGACUCCAAGGGGGCACGGAGUAUGAAAUUGAGCUUUAUGGAGUUUCUUUGGACCACCGAUCCCAGUCUAUCUUUGGGGUGGCUCAGACAGGCCUGAUGACACCGAAGGGCCUUCGUUUUUCUGACGUGACCGACUCGUCAACUGUCGUCCACUGGUCCGUGCCUCAGUCGGCAGUCGACAACUAUCGCAUCACAUACGCGCCGUUUGAAGGGGGAAGCCCCAUGUUGGUGACCGUGGACGGCGACGUCCUCCAAGCCUUGCUGCCCAACAUGAGUCCCGGCAGGAUGUAUCAGGUGACUGUCACCGCCGUGAAGGGUCUGGAGGAGAGCGACCCCAGCGUUGAUUCCGUAACCACAGCUUUGGAUCGACCUCAAGGUCUGACUGCGGUGAACGUGAUGGACAGCUCUGCUCUGUUGCUGUGGCAACCGUGUGUAGCCUCGGUGGAUGGCUACGUUAUCAUGUACAGCUCCGAGUCAGCGUCCCCGGUCGUGGAGCAGGUCUCGGGGGCAAUGACGGAGUUAGCCAUGGGGUCCCUGGCUCCAGGGAGUCUCUACACGGUGGAACUCUUUGCCACCAAGGAGGCUCAGAGGAGUGCAUCUGUUGGAACAGAAUUCACCACCGAUGUGGACCCCCCUCGAGAUCUGAUGGCCGUUAACAUUCAAGCAGACACCGCCACUCUGUCGUGGAAACCUCCACAGGCCGCCAUCAGCGUUUACGUCCUCACCUUCUCUUCGCCAGACGGCGCCGCUCGGGAGGUGACACUGAGCCCCACAGCCACGUCUUACAUCAUGGCCCAGCUGGCCAGGUCCACGGAGUACACGGUCCACAUGCAGGCCGUCGCCGGAGACAAGAGGAGUCGGCGCAUAACGACCGUCUUCACGACAGUUGGAGAUUUGCACCGACACCCCAAAGACUGCGCUCAGAUCUUCCAGAACGGGGAGACGACGUCGGGCGUGUACACGGUUUAUGUGGGCGGCGUGGACAGCCAGGCUGUUCAGGCGUACUGCGACAUGGACACAGACGGCGGAGGAUGGAUGGUGUUCUUGAGACGCCAGAACGGACGGCUGGACUUCUUCAGAAACUGGAAGAACUACACGGCUGGCUUUGGUAACCUCAACGACGAGUUCUGGCUGGGUCUCGGCAACCUUCACAAGAUCACCUCCGCCGGGCAAUACGUGCUGCGCGUGGACCUGAGGGACAGCGGGGAGUCGGCCUACGCUCAGUACGACCGGUUCAGCAUCGCAGAGCCCAGAACACGAUACAAGAUCUCGAUCGGGGCUUACAGCGGAACGGCGGGCGACUCCAUGACGUACCACCAGGGGCGCCCCUUCUCCACCUACGACAACGACAACGACAUCGCCGUCACCAACUGUGCUCUGUCCUACAAAGGAGCCUUCUGGUACAAAAACUGCCACCGCGUCAACCUGAUGGGCAAAUACGGUGACACGAGUCACAGCAAGGGUGUCAACUGGUUCCACUGGAAGGGACACGAAACCUCCAUCCAGUUCGCUGAGAUGAAAAUGCGACCGGUGGACUUUGGGAAUCUGGAAAGCAGGAAAAAGAGAUCCUAGGGAGAGAGAGAGAGAGACGGUCGCUACGCUCGCUACACAAAUACACAACAAUCACACACACGUCAAAGGCACAUCAAUCACAUUUAAAAAAAAAAGUUUCAUCAUUUAGUAUCCUCAGGACACUUAAGUCAUAUUUGAAUUGUAACUCCCACUACAAACAAAUAAAGAAAUAUUGUGUGUC
Molecule: messenger RNA, 5658 nt
Organism: Doryrhamphus excisus (bluestripe pipefish)
Lineage: Eukaryota; Metazoa; Chordata; Actinopteri; Syngnathiformes; Syngnathidae
Product: tenascin-like
Biological process (GO): neuron projection development; regulation of cell adhesion
Molecular function (GO): protein binding
Source: RefSeq, a predicted model, not a curated record